AUGUGUUUUGGGUGUUGUGGUGCCCGCGUGGCCAUAUCCGAACUGAGGUCCCCUGGUGUACAAGUGCCACCAUGCAGGUAUGUGAGGCCGUGGCGCAGAGGGCCAGAGUUGGGGCACGGGGACUUCGGUGGUCCUCUGGCGGGGCCCUCAGGUUCCCCUGGGACCCCCGGAGACAAAUUGGCAGAGCUGCUGCAGUUGGCUUCCCCCGAAGACCACGAGAGGAUCCUUCGCGCUGCGGCCAUGCUGUCCCCAGAGAGUCCCACAAGGGGUAGAACCGACAAUGGCGGAGUGGGUUUCGUAUAUGGCCGCUACAGACAGCCUCCGAGUAGCGGCAGUGGGACGGGGUCCGCUAGUGGGCGUGGCUCAGAUCGAUUAGCUGGUGGCGGACACGAAUUCUCCGAUGGGGCAGACAGUCAUGCAUUUACAGAGGAGGAUGACUUGGAGAGACCUGAUGCAGGGGAGACAGCAGACUCGGAAAGGAUAUACAUGGGGCUGAGGAAUGUAAUCGCCACAAAGGAUUUCAGUAAAAGCGCUCUAAUCCAGGCACAGUAUCCCAUGAGUUGCAGUGAUACAAGGAAGCUCUUGAAAUUAGCACUGGUUAAGAGAUUAAACAGGCACUUGGCACAGGACUUCCUAAAAGAAUAA
Messenger RNA from Penaeus vannamei (Pacific white shrimp), 645 nucleotides. Lineage: Eukaryota; Metazoa; Arthropoda; Malacostraca; Decapoda; Penaeidae. The record is from RefSeq and is a predicted model, not a curated record.